GGGAGGAGCCUGUAAUGCUGUUGUCAGGUCCUGCUCACUGUCAGGACUCACAGUCACUCAGCUCACAGACUAGCAAAAGCCAUGUCUGUUUUACUUGGAGGCUACAGUUUAUCCUUUCUUGGAGUUAGCGUCUUCAUUGCUGCUCUGACCUACAUCACCUACAAGCUGCUGGGCGACCACCUGCAGAAAUGGUUCGAGAUGAAGCCCAUUCCUGGAUUGGAGAAAACAUAUCCGAUUAUUGGGAAUUCUCUGUACUUUAAAGCGAACGCAGGGGAGUUCUUCAAUCAAAUUUUGGAGUUUACCGAUACCUUCAAAGAUGCACCGCUGUUUAAAAUCUGGGUUGGACCAGUUCCAUUUGUGGUUCUCUUUCAUUCAGAAACUGUAGAGAAGGUCCUCAGUAACCCAAUUCAUCUGGACAAGUCUUUUGCGUACACCUUUCUUCAUCCUUGGCUUGGAACCGGUUUGCUUACCAGCACAGGAAAAAAGUGGAAGCAGCGCAGGAGGAUUCUGACCCCGACCUUCCACUUCUCCAUUCUGACGGACUUCCUGGAAGUGAUGAACGAACAGGCAGAACUUUUGGUGGAAAAGCUGGACAAGUUGGCCGGAAAGGGUCAAUUCAACUGCUUCAGUCACGUCACCCUCUGUGCUCUGGAUAUUAUCUGUGAAACAGCAAUGGGCAAGAAAAUCUAUGCUCAGAGUAACUCUGAAUCUGAGUAUGUGAAGAGCGUCUACAGAAUGAGCGACAUUAUCAGCCGAAGACAAAGGGCGCCUUGGUUUUGGCCUGACUUUGUCUACUACUUCUUUGGCGAGGGCAAAGAACAUGACAAAACCCUCAAGAUCCUCCACUCCUUUACUAAAAAAGUUAUCCAAGAAAGAUCAGAGAGCAUGUCCCGUACUGAUCCCGACAGUGACUCUGACCAAGGUCCAAAGAAACGCAAAGCUUUUCUAGACAUGCUGUUGAACACAAUUGAUGAAAAUGGCAACAAGCUGAGCCACCAAGACAUUCAGGAGGAGGUGGACACCUUUAUGUUCGAGGGUCACGACACCACGGCUGCCUCCAUGAACUGGGCUCUACAUCUGCUCGGCUCCUACCCUGAGGUCCAAAGAAAGGCUCAGCAGGAGCUGCAGGAGGUGUUCGGUACAUCUGACCGACCAGCGAGCACUGAGGACCUGAAAAAGCUCAAAUACCUGGAAUGUGUGAUCAAAGAGGCGCUACGGCUGUUUCCCUCCGUGCCUUUCUUUGCCCGAAGGCUCGGCGAGGACAGCCACAUCAAUGGUUUCAGGGUUCCCAAUGGUGCAAAUGCAAUCAUAAUCACCUACGCUCUUCAUCGUGACCCCCGGUACUUCCCGGAGCCUGAGGAAUUUAGGCCGGAGCGUUUUCUGCCUGAGAAUGCAACUGGAAGGCCUCCAUACGCAUACGUCCCUUUCUCAGCGGGACUCCGCAACUGCAUAGGACAGCGUUUCGCACUGAUGGAAGAAAAGGUUGUUUUGUCGUCUAUUCUGCGCAAGUUCAACGUUGAAGCUUGUCAGGAUCGAGAAGACCUUCGUCCAGUGGGAGAGCUCAUCCUGCGACCAGAAAAGGGCAUAGAAAUUAAACUGGAGAAAAGGGUCUCUCACUCUUAAGAUAACUGGGAUUUAAUCCUUUUUUGGAAUGCAAAGCCAAAGGAAAGGACGAGUGCUUUGAUGCCCAGUGCCACUAGAUGGCAUCAAUAGUACUCUUUAUGGACAAAUUUAAACCCCUUUCUGCUCCCUUUCUUUCUUGCUCCUUAAUAAAUAAAUAAAUAGUAAAGUUGCACCAAAUUGGUCACUAAACUGCUGGGAAGCUGGACGUAUCAUAGGGAGGAAAGCAUCAUUGAAGUGUUCACUAAAUGGUAUGAAUGCUGUUAUUCUUCCUGAUGAUGAGGCAUGCAGUUAAAGGUAAUCCUGUCCUACACUGACGGAGGCUGACAGCCGACAGUUUAACAUGUACCAAAUAGUGUGCUCAGAGGCAUUUGCUCAGCAGAGCCCUCUCUGGAGAAGCCACUGCAUCUGAACCAUUAAGUGGACUUGAUGUUGAUGUCGAAACAUUUCCUGUCAAAAAUGAACAAAGCUUCAAUAAAAAGAACUAAAAAUAGAUUUUGAA
Oryzias melastigma (Indian medaka) is the source of this 2122-nucleotide messenger RNA. RefSeq names its product cytochrome P450 4V2. The transcript has 11 exons. Gene Ontology annotation, molecular function: heme binding; monooxygenase activity; oxidoreductase activity, acting on paired donors, with incorporation or reduction of molecular oxygen. Lineage: Eukaryota; Metazoa; Chordata; Actinopteri; Beloniformes; Adrianichthyidae. The coding region runs from base 82 to 1623 and encodes 513 amino acids. The record is from RefSeq and is a predicted model, not a curated record.